UACCCCUAAAGGUGAUCUGUCAUUGAAAUUGAUUAAAAAGAAAGGAAAAGUUGAAUUCCUGGAAAAUAUGCGGCUGUGUUUUGUGUCCUGUAGGGGGAGACAAAGAAGCUUGGGCAGAAGUAGCUGUUACACUAACAAUUACAUUAAACAGACAGAGAGCGGAGAGAUCCCAAGGUCCCAGAGACUGAGGGCUGGGGAAAGUCAUGUUGAAUGAUCUGCUUCAUUAACAGACACGACUCUCAGAGUGAGUUCAAGAAGGAGAUAGAGAAGCCACAACUUGGGCAAAGAAAUCUAAAGCUACUGGUUUGUAACAAGCAGCAGAGUUGGGACCCAACUUCCAGAUUGUAUCGGACCCCAAGCUUCUUACUGGACCCCACAAAAGACGUCUCGCUUCAUGGCAACUUGGACUGCUCACUCCUAGGACCUUGUCUUGCUGCUAGGACUCUGCCAUGGAUCUGGAAGAUGAGAACGAAACCCUGCGACGAUUCUUUGAAGGACACGAUAUCAAUGGAGCCCUGGAGCCAUCCAACAUCGACACCAGUAUCCUAGAAGAAUAUAUCAGUAAAGAAGACUCCUCCGAAAUCUGUUUCCCAGAAAUUCCUUCCUCAGGCAACUAUGGCAGCUCUCAGCCUUGCGGAUCCUCCGGAGUUCACCUGCCCAGUGUCCUUUCCAAUGUUGGUCACACAGGCAGUAUUAUUUCCAGUGGGGUCCAUCACUUAGCUCAGCAAAUGGCAAUACGGCCGGGUCCAGGGCCUACAUGCGGGGAGUCUCCGUACCCUCCACACCUGAACUGCAAUAAUAACAAUGUCAUGCUCAGCCUCAAAGGAUAUCCAGGUCCCAUGUGCUUGAGCAACCAAGGCCUCCCCAUCAAGGCAGAACCAAAAACCAGCUACGCAGCCGGCACUUUACCUGACUCUCCCCCAGACUCUGGAUCAGAGGCAUACUCCCCUCAGCAGCUUAAUGAUCCACACCUGCUUCGCACGAUGACCCCAGAAAACAUAUGCCACAUCACCCCACCUUCUCGCCUAGAGCACCCCCCUCCACCUCACUUACAGGGCCCGUUACCUCCCCACCCCGUCCACCAACAGCACUAUCCCGGCAUGCAACGGGAACUGUAUAUGAAAGUGGAGUCCAUGAUGCCACAGUACCAAAACCUUGGACCUGCGAUGCCUCCCGCAGACCUACAUCAUGUCCAGCAGUCGCAAAUGCUCCACCAGCUUCUCCAACAGCAACAUGGAGCAGAGCUCCCAGUCCAUCCUUCAAAGAAGAGGAAACACUCAGAUUCUCCAACCAACACCUUGAGGGAGCAGAUAUCCAAUGGAGGCAUGGUGAAACAGGAGCCGGGUCUCAUACAAGACAAUGACAGUCUAAACGGUUCCUAUCUUGACCCCAAUUACCAAUCUAUAAAAUGGCAGCCUCAUCAGCAGAACAAGUGGGUCCCUCUUUAUGAUGCCAGCUACAAGGAACUACCCAUGCCCACCUACAAAGUGGAUGCAGACAAGGGCUUUAACUUUUCAACUGGAGACGAUGCCUUUGUGUGCCAGAAGAAAAACCAUUUCCAGGUCACAGUGUACAUCGGAAUGAUUGGAGAGCCGAAAUACGUGAAGACACCCGAGGGCAUCCUACCCAUUGAAUGUUUCUUCCUUAAACUGAAUGGUGCAAAGCUGGAGGCCAUAAAUCAGUCAAUUAGCAUCGAGCAGUCACAGUCCGACCGCAGCAAGCGGCGAUUUCUUCCUGUAACGCUAUCCGUUCCCCCAGAUCAAGUCACUAAAGUGACAGUUGGCAGGCUGCAUUUCAGUGAGACCACCUCAAAUAACAUGAGGAAGAAAGGAAAGCCCAACCCAGACCAGAGAUAUUUCAUCCUGGUUGUGGCUCUCCAGGUUCAAGCGCAGAAUCAGAUGUACCUGAUGGCAGCACAAGCCUCUGAGCGCAUCAUAGUCAGGGCUUCUAACCCAGGACAGUUUGAGAGCGACAGUGAGGUGCUGUGGCAACGCGGGCAACUGCCGGACACGGUCUUCCAUCAUGGCAGGAUUGGCAUCAACACGGAACGACCAGAUGAAGCACUUGUGGUACAUGGCAAUGUCAAGAUCAUGGGCUCUCUCAUGCACCCGUCUGAUAUCCGAGCCAAGGAAUCCGUCGAGGAGGUGGAUACAACAGAACAGUUGAAACGGAUCUCUCAGAUGCGCCUUGUUCAUUAUCACUACAAACCUGAGUUUGCCAGCACUGUGGGACUAGAUGAAAAUGCAGCAGAAACAGGGGUGAUCGCUCAGGAGGUGCAGGAGAUUCUCCCUGAAGCAGUUAAGGAAAGUGGAGAUUUGGUAUGUGCAAAUGGAGAGACCAUUGAAAACUUCCUGGUAGUAAACAAGGAACGGAUCUUCAUGGAGAAUGUGGGAGCUGUUAAGGAACUCUGCAAACUGACGGACAACCUGGAAACCCGCAUUGAUGAGCUGGAAAGGUGGAGCCGCAAACUGGCCAAACUCCGGAGGCUGGACAGCAUGAAAAGCACUAACAGUCACAGCGGGAGUAGUCAGUUCAGCCGUGCAGGGAGUGUGCCUUAUAAGCAACGUCCCCCCAAAGUCAUGGGCAAGACUGUCCCUGCAGGCCAAAGAUGUGUCAGUCAGCGGUUCCUUCAGGCAAUAAUCAUUGUUCUGGUUAUUAUCAUGGCUUUCAGUGUCCUCUCCAUGACAACACUGUAUGUAUUGAACUUGCGCAGUGAAGACGACUUGUUGGGCAUCGACGGCUCUAUCACUCCGCCUGGUAGCUGUACUCUGACUUUCUUCCGACAGAUCCGCCUUACUCUUCCUUAUGCUCUAUGCACUGGGUCUAGCCAAAACUUUGACACCACGCAACUGAAAGGCAACACAACCACUCCUCCGAAUAUAACGAAAAGUCCAGACUGGCAUCAAGAUCCUCCGCUCACCAUUAACCUCUGCAUGAAUCCUCCUUGUGAAGCCGUCUGCUGCCCUCGUAUUCUAAGCUCACCGUCUCCCACCAUCACCUGGAAAACCUCAGCCGAAACCAUCGCACAGACAGACCCUGCUUCAUCCACAAUUAUUAAGAAAGGAAAGUCUCGCAAUCUGGACAAGAACCGCAACUCCCUGCAGACCCUUCCCAGACCAGUCAGUCCGUUGCCACCUCACACCCAGGGCAAAAAUAAACACAGCCCCAACAGUCUUCCAGUGCAGGACGUCCGCAGUAGGAGGAGCUUGGAGGAGGAAAGUACGCCCGUUACACCAAUGGACAAGACUCAAGGGAAUAGUAAUGGAUCUCGCUACUCUCUUACUUCCUUGCGGCUGCUGGAGACGGACACAUUCAUUACUAACCAAUCAUGUGCCUCGCUGGAUACCUGUGGGUCAGGAAAUUACACCUAUAAACUCCCCAUCAGCAAAUACAGUCCUCUGUCCGGCAGCCUCACCCUGGAGCUCAAUUCCUCCUCACCUGUAUCAGUGAACUUUUGUGAAACAUCAGAAGGAAAGGGCUGCCAGGAAUCAGCAGCCGUCACAUCUCCCAGGAAUCAAGGCUGCCCCCAGGGGACAGAUGUGUGUGUCAUGCAGGUCUCUCCCACGUCUCAUUUAUGGUCCCUGCAGUUACUUCCCUCGCAAGAUUUCACCUUCCACCUGCGCGUGUCUCCUCCGGCUGCCUCGGCCUGUGACGAUCUCUCCAUUGAUCCCUCGCAAGUUACAGACUAUUAUUUCACAUUUUAUCGGCUUUGCGACUAAUCCCCGGUGCAGGUGACAGCGGCAGAGAAUUACCUGCCUACAAUAGUUUUCCCUCCUUAAACUGGAAAGAGGCUGACCCUAAAAGCCCCCCAAACAGACUGCGGGCAGCCACGGGGCCCCUCACUGGAAGCGCAACACUGGAGCAGACGGAGCACCACUGGAACUUUAUGGGUCAACUGGAAGCAAGAAAACACUGGAUCUAGAGGGGGGUCUACGCUUAACUGGAGGCAAGACAAUAGAGCAAUAAGCAGGAGGAAUGGAUUAACAAUGAGUGCAGACCCUCUUAUUGAAUUAUUGUGAUUCUGUUACAAACCUUCCAUUCCCCACCUUUGUUUAUCUACGUUACAGGAAAAUUUGCACCCUUGCCCCCCCCCAUCUGUCUCACCUCCCACGAAGGGUUUCGCCAAAGCGUUUGUAUAAGCGAGCGGCAGCCCGACCAAUGAGAAGUUACUGAAAGUUUUGGACAAUUUUUUUUUUUUUUUUAGCAUUUUAUGUGGAUUUUUUAUUUUCUCUUUUUCUUGUUGGAGAAUCUGUGUUUUUUUUUGUAUUUAAUUGUCUAACCACUGAAGUGCACUUAUUAUUAUUAUUAUUAUUAACGCGGCAGUGAGAACCAAAAAACACCCCCGCGCUCUAUAGUUUGGGCAGGCGCAACCAUUUUGCUCAGCAGGGGUGGGGUUGAUGGCGCACCAAAGACUCUUUGAGAGAGCGCAGAGCCGUGCAAAUCGAUGUCGUCGCAUAAACCGAAAGUCUUGCAAUUUAAUGCCGAAAAGUCUUUUUUUUUCCUUCCCUCCUUAUUACAAAUGAUGCUCUUAAAUUUUAAUUUGUAUUGUAAAUAGUUUCCUUGCAAUAAUCAGAGACGCUAAUCGCCUGGAACAGUUUAACCAAUUCAAAGCACAAGGGAUUAACCCGUUGGUAAGGUGCCUCGUUUCAGGGAAUUGGUUAAACCCUAUUUUUUAAACGUUUAAUUUUUUUUUUUUUUUCAGAUUUGUAUUUAUAUUUCCCCAUGUUCCUGCCCUAUCCCGCUCUGACUCUUCCUGGGACUGGAUAAUCCUGUCUGCAACAUAAAUACCCACAAUAUAUAGUGAAUAAA
Molecule: messenger RNA, 4809 nt
Organism: Xenopus laevis (African clawed frog)
Lineage: Eukaryota; Metazoa; Chordata; Amphibia; Anura; Pipidae
Gene: myrf.S
Product: myelin regulatory factor S homeolog
Exons: 27
Coding region: 450-3719 (1089 amino acids)
Source: RefSeq, a predicted model, not a curated record